AACCAUGUCCCACAGUUCUCGGUUAAAACUCCAACAUGCGCGUGUCAGUAGUAUCCGCCCUCAUCCUGGCCACCUGCUUCCUGGCCUGGAUCGACAGCUCCGAGGCAGAUUGCUGCACAUCCAUGUCCCAUCUGAAGUACACGAUCGAGGGCGGCGAUUGCGGAGCUGUUGGUGGCAGCCGGACCUCAGACGGGUGCUCCAUUACCAUCUGCGGCAACGGGAAGGCUCUUGUGGGCACUUUUUGCGGCCGAGGACCCUGCAACAUCUUCGGCUGUGCCUGCAAGGGCGGCUGCCUUAGCGGGGACUUCGCUCUGGACUUUAUCAAGAACAAUCCCGGAUACAAGAUCCAUGUCACGUCCACCGUUCAUAGAUCAUAACAAUCUACACACUAUUUCCAAGCAGAGUUCUAAUUAGAUGUUAGCCUUUGUCUGAUUUAAACCAAACACCGACAACCGAUUUUAUAAUGAAACAUUUAUUAAAAUUUUGUACUUUUGUCUGUA
Messenger RNA from Drosophila ananassae, 500 nucleotides. Its product is annotated as protein Diedel. Bases 36 to 377 code for a protein of 113 amino acids. The record is from RefSeq and is a predicted model, not a curated record. The transcript has a single exon. NCBI's taxonomy places the organism in Eukaryota, Metazoa, Arthropoda, Insecta, Diptera, Drosophilidae.